CAGACUGAAGCGUUACCAUGGGAACCUGCACAUCUAUGUCACAGAACGACAUGGUCUUAACAACGUGGGAGAUGUACAAGUCAGACGCUCUAUCUGCAGCAUUGUCUGAUGUCCUAACGGAUUUUUCACAACACAACACAGGCGAGGAGUGUCUCCAAAAAUUACGUCACCUCAACGACGCCAUUGGCCAAUUUUUCGUACUCGGUCAGCUUCAGCCUAAGCUUAUAAAUUUCGCGGAAAUUAGUUUUAAAAUUCACCAGAACAUUCUAGUAGAACUGGGAGUGAAGCACUACUCGGAGGUAGGCGAAGAACACGCGGUGUCGGAAAGUAAAGUUUGUGUCUUGGAAGAGAUAAGAAAAUCCUGGGGGAAAUUGUCCCUGAAUUGUCCACCAUUUUGUGAGAAACUAGUCGCCUGUGGGGCGUUCGGUGAGUUGUUGUAUGACUUGAGCAAGACAUUGAAGAUCUGCAAGAAAAAGAGAAAAGGCAACAAAGGGGAAGAAUCGCAAAACCUCCAGUCUCGCCUUGUUCCAGCGUUGGACCUCAUCUUGGCUGUUGUCAGGUUAGAAAAACGACAAAAGAUGUUCAGUGAAGGAAAGAUGAUUCGGCUGCUGAAACGGUUUUUCAAACUGAAGCUCAAAACAGUGAAUUCUGUGUCGGCCAUCUUGACAUGUUCGAGACUGAACUCACACCCCGAGGUCACCAAAUAUUUGAACCUUGACCCCUUGUUGACUGAGGUCAAGGCAUCAUUAAAACACUGGAUCGGCAAUAGACAGUUUAGUCUGCUAGAGCUGAUGGUGGGGUUGAGGGAGCUCAGCAGCGAGGCCGCCCUAAAGAGGGCGCUGGUCGACAAGGGCGUUCACUCUAUCAUCAACAGCGUCUUGAGCACACGCGACCAGCAGACGAUAGUGUAUGAAACUUUACUGCUGGUCUGGGAGCUGUGUUUUGAUGAAAGGGGAAACUCGCUCAUACAGGCAGAUAGAGAAAUGAAAACCAAUCUAUCAAAAUACUCAACACAAAAAUUAGUGGCGGAUAUUUUCUGGCUUAUUAAUGAAGAGGUUAAACAAGAAACGGAUGGCGUGAUGAAGUCUCUAAAAGAUUUGAACCUUAGACAAACAGAACUUCAAUCCGCGUACAUGAUCCUCCAGUCUAACAUCGGCCUCACAUCGGCCAUGGAAAUGGCAGCGGUUCUAGUGAAAUGCCUGCAACAGUUCCACGUCAGUCUGAAGCAGAUUCGGGAUUUCGACGCCAUCUACGAGUCCAAUGAAGAUCUCAGACUUAUCGGGGAUUUCCUGUGUAAAAUUAAAUUCCUGGAGGUAUCCCGUCUAUUUAUGAAGCAUGCAAAUACCAGUCGUGGUGAGCAGUUGGCGGAAGGCGAGUGUGAGCAGGUUGUGCAUUACCUGAGAGAGAUUUCUUUGAGGUACUCAACCUGGAGUAUCUAUUUCGCGACACGGGUGGCCCCUUCGGAACUGUUAAGCGGAAUUCGCGAGGAUUCUGAAUAUUUGAUACAAGUUGGAGUUUCUCCGACUUCAACGCCGGCAGUGACGGACUAUGUCCUGCAGGAGCUCUACACAAAUGUCCGUGUCCUCUACAACACGGCCAAGUUGUGGGACCAGCCCAAGUCCUUGCGUGACGGGCGGAUAAUCCAGCUUCUGCAGUCAUGUGUUCACGUUGAUACGCAAACAAUGCUGCCGGUGUGUGCUCUAUUGUCGCUGGUGCUGAUUCAUGACGUCAUGAAGGUCAAGCUUCAGGUCAGCUGUGACGAGACAGUGAGGAAAAUUCUUUUGAUCGCCAGCCGUGCUUUGAUGACUGAAAACCGCAGUUUUGACCAGUUCAGUGUGUCAGAUUUGUUAAACGGACUGCACAAACUAUCGAAGACGGCAGAUUACCAAAGUCAGCUGGUGAGGCUGCAGAUUUUGACUCUGAUGAAAGACGUGUUCAGUAGAGGGACGCCAAAGGAAAUCGUUUUAGCCAAGAAUAUCGUUGUGGAGCUUGCCAUAGUUAAAGCUUGUCGCGACGCUAUACUGCGUGAUAAAGAUCUAACACAAGCCCUGUCAAAACAUGAGAUCGUAUUGCCAGUUAGCAGCACCACACCAAGUUGUGCUGAUGGUGAAGCAGAACCUGUACCUGUAAACAAAGUAGCAAAUCGCCCGCAACUUGAAAGUAGGUUGUCUAAACGUGAUUACUAUGAGGCGAAUCAUUCUCCAGGUGAAUUCCGCAUCGAAACAUUGCAGAUCACAAAAGUAAAUAAAGAACACUCUCUAAUGUUCACAGUACCGCAAGAUUUGAAAAAUGAACUGAAAAAAAUCAACUUUAAUUUAGACCGCGAUUAUUCAAUUCAACCCAAUUUAGUUACAGAAGAUACAUUUCAUCUUUUAAAACUAGGAAUCACGAUUAUAGAAGGAUUUAUAUCCAAAGAAGACAAUGAACUUUUAACAAAUCUGGAACUACUGAAGCUACGAUGCGCCCACUUAUCAAUACCAGAGAUGAAAUUUUUCGGAGAUUUUAUGUCGGACAUCGGUUUUGUUGAAAAAAGUUUCAUCAAGUACAAAUCUGUGCUGAGGAAGGCGGGUCUGGAACAUCUGAAUGUCAAUUUUUUGGAGAAAAUUUCUUUCGACGAGAGGCAGACGCUGGAGCUGGUCAGGGAAUUCUGGGCCAGUUUGUCACGUGCCAGUAGCAAGGUGGCAGGUCAGCUGGAUAAAGAUGGCGUCGUGCAGGAGUUGUACCAGGAUCUGGUUAACUUGAUCGACAAAACUGAGCAGGAUCUGGACGAUUCCUUCUUGUUUUCUUCGAGUCUGACGACCAUCUACAACAUAGCAAGGUCAAGGUUGGACGAAGACAGGAAAACCAUGGGGAAGUUGGUGGACGUUCUGGGCAACUUUCUCUCGCUGAAGCCUGAGCUGAGUUUGAGGGUACUGCUGACGUUGGCCUAUAUGGUAGACAAAAGCCAGAUCCAUCUCUUGACUUUAAACCACUCGGCGUUCACCAUCAUCCCGGCCACGAGAGAUGAGUGGGAGGAUACGAGACACAGAGUGGCUGACAUCAGUGCCUGUGAGAUACUAGAGGCCCUGUACAAGAUCUGUCUGGACAGGAAGAUCCAGAGCGUGCUGGAGAAGGAGCGUGUGGACCUGGUCUCCCUGGCCCUGGACGUGCUUAAGUACGGGGACGAGGCUGAGAAGAAGAUCGCCGGACACACGGUGCUUCGUCUCUCUGUGGACGAGUUCAUGUGGAGCCGUAUAAAGAAAAGUAAGCAGAUACAGGAGUAUAUAGCGUCCUAUGCCAACACAUUUGAAACGACGCAGGAUUUUUCCAACCUUGUGGCUUGUACUCUGAAACAGAAGAUGGCCGAUUCCACACUUACAACACAAAAGAUUUCCAAAGUUCAAACCAAAAUCGACGUCUUCAUCGUUUAUUCAGAGGUUGAUACUGCACCAGUUCAGAAGUUGUCGGUGCUCCUAAGACCACACGUGAAUGUGGUCCACAAAAGCCAAAGUUAUGAACUGCUGACCAAAACCACAUUUGAUGCAGCGGAUAUUAUCAUGAUAUACCUCACUCAACAAUCCAGGCCGGACAUGAUAUUUUACUGCGAGUUCCUGCCCAACUUCACAGACAGACCCAUCAUCCUGUUGACGGAUGAAACGGUCAGCAACAUUCCCCCGUCCAUCACCCAGUUCGUCUUCCAUACCAAAGAAUUUGAGAACCAAAAUAUCGAGGACAUCAUCAUUGAAAUUAGAACACAAUGUAAAUGGAAAUUCUAUGCCAAACAGAGGAUGGCUGAGAGAGAGAACUUUGGAGGACGAGAAGGGUUCCCAUUGGAUGCUUUUAGCUCAUUAUCUGAGACAUCCGCGUGGAAAGAAAUCGAAAAAGCUCUGCUCUCUCUGGAAACCCCAGCCAACAAAGUCAGCGACGUCCAUAAGACCUUCCAAGACAACGCUCGUCUCUUCAACGUUCUCAAACUAGCCGUGCAGUGUUGUACGGGGCUGAAGUAUUCCUCACAUUACGCUUGUUACAAUCUGCUGAAUUUGUUGCAUCGGAGAGUGCAGUGUGAGAGAGAGAAAGAGAAAAUUAUCAUUUGCCGGAUACUUUGCGAUGCUCAGUUCUGUAAGUUGAGUUUUGAGCGGUAUAAAGGUAAUCUACGCAAGGCGAAUUUGGAUCAUGCAGACGAUAGUAUAGAUCAGCAGGAGAGAGAGGCAGACGCUGAUUACGUCAAGAGUGUCGUCAGCACGUUGAGGCGGUGUUGGCAGGCGUUUUCCCGCGCGAGUGUGGAUUUGGCGCGCGAGUUGGUAACCAAUCAAAUCGUAGACGAGCUGGUUCAUGACGUGGUGGAGCGCAUCGGCAGGAGUAAGGAGAUUUUGGACACGUCCCUGACCUUCAGCACCAGUGUGCUGACCUUGUACCACCUCGCCAUUCAGCCAGACUUGAGGCAGACUUUGAAGGACAGACAAAUUGUCUACGCGCUGGGAAAUUUUCUUACCUACGAUGGAGAGCUAGAACUGACGACCAUCUUGUUGGUUACCAUGGCAAUGAUCGUGGAUGAGUACCAGACUCACCUGCUGACGUCACACGAAGGAUUUCUACAACGUCUGCUGCCAAGUUCCAAGUGCGAAUGGCAAACCACGUCUUCAUCAGUCAGUUUCAAAGAGUUACUCGUGGCAUUAACUGAGCUGAGUAGACGGGACAAGGUGAAAAAUCUUUUGGUCAACAAAAACGUCCUUGACCUAAUUACUGACGUCUUCACGUCUGGAGACCUGGAGGAGAAAGAGAAAGCAGCCAAACUUCUGAUGGAGUUGUCUUUCUCUGAAGGAAACCGUGCUAGGAUUAAGGAGAAGGAGCCCUUGGUCCAGUGUCUGAACACAUUGGUGGACAAGGCUAACACGGAGACGAGGAAAGCUGCCAACAGGAUACUGUGGUGGAUCAACACGGACAUUCAGAGGGAACAUGUUCAUACAGAUGUAAUAAAUGGCCACAUCAUGAUCAGUUACAACUCUGGUGAUAGAGAAACGCUGAGAAAGGUGUACGACACAUUGAAAGCCGCGGGUUAUCGGACCUGGAUGGACAUCUACGACAUCAAAGGCUCGACACUGGACGCUAUGGCCAAGGCGGUGGAGAGCUCUGAUGUUGUCCUGAUCUGUAUGUCCAAGAAAUACAUGGACAGCACCAACUGUAGAUUAGAGGCUGAGUAUGCUGCUAAUCUCCACAAACCUAUUAUACCAUUGCUAAUGGAACAUUCCUACAAACCAAGUGGAUGGCUAGGAAUCUUGCUGGGCUCUAAGAUGUUUUACGACUUCUCCGGAGAGAAGUAUUCGUUCGAUGAAAAGAUCAAAGAUUUGAUCAGAGAUAUUGGUGAUAGGGGUAAAGCUGUCAAGUAGGCGGCGUAAAGCAAAGAAGAUAUGAAACAGGAAGUGUAAAGUGUUGAACGUUUCAAUACAAAACAAUGUUUUUGUGCCAAAUAUAUACAUGAAUUAUAUUUUAAAGUAUAAAAAUAUGUUCAGUGUUUAAUUUGUUACAAUCAUAAUCUAUCAUACAGAAAUUUACCUCAUAUAGUAUUAAAAGAUGUUUACAUUUAUUUAGAUUUAUGACUAUGUAAUAAUUGUAUUUUGUUGAACAUUGGAAUUCAUAUUAUAUUUUAAGAUAAUACAAAUAAAAUAAUGCAAACAUUAAAAACAAUAAAACACAUUGUAAGACUUAUACAUAUUAUAAAAUACACCAAUAAUGACACACUUUUUUGCUUUUAUUUAUUUAUUUUUAUAAUUGUGAUUUUUAACACACAAAAAAUUGUAUUCUUUGGAUGCUGUUGAUAUUUUAUUUUUAAUCUCAAACUACCGUUAAAAUCUCUUCACGAUCGACCCCAAACGACAUUUUCCGUUCCAUGUUUUUGGGGUGUAUAGUUGUGAUACUACUACAGCAUUAGUUUUGUAUAUCACUAUUCCCAGUGGCGUCGCGAGGUCGGGUGUCGCCCGGUCAGUCCGCACCCCCCUCACUUCCGCCUCGCGACGCCUCUGACUAUACCACCCUUUAUUUUAAUCUUGAAUAAGAUUUUAAUGAUUUAAAUAUUCAAACACAAGUCAAAAUGUCCAUUGCUCUUUGAUGAUUAGCAAAACAAUAAUUAGUUAUAUUUGUUACAAUUAUGUACUUAUUAAU
This is a messenger RNA of Physella acuta, 6138 nucleotides long. RefSeq lists its product as uncharacterized. The record is from RefSeq and is a predicted model, not a curated record. Gene Ontology annotation, biological process: signal transduction. NCBI's taxonomy places the organism in Eukaryota, Metazoa, Mollusca, Gastropoda, Physidae.